Messenger RNA from Sarcophilus harrisii (Tasmanian devil), 948 nucleotides. Its product is annotated as olfactory receptor 9K2-like. The record is from RefSeq and is a predicted model, not a curated record. Gene Ontology annotation, cellular component: membrane. Gene Ontology annotation, biological process: G protein-coupled receptor signaling pathway; sensory perception of smell. The transcript has a single exon. Gene Ontology annotation, molecular function: odorant binding; G protein-coupled receptor activity; olfactory receptor activity. NCBI's taxonomy places the organism in Eukaryota, Metazoa, Chordata, Mammalia, Dasyuromorphia, Dasyuridae. Bases 7 to 948 code for a protein of 313 amino acids.
UCUGCCAUGAGUGACCAAGGAACAAACAACCAUUCUGAAGAGACUGACUUCAUUUUUGUAGGCUUCCGAGUCCAUCCAGAGUUCCAUAUUGUCUUAUUCCUAUUUUUCUUGUUUGCAUAUGGCAUGGUUCUUCUGGGUAAUGUUGGCAUGGUGGCUAUCAUCUUGACUGAUACCCGAUUGAGUACCCCAAUGUAUUUCUUCUUAGGUAAUCUUUCCUUCAUCGAUCUUUCUUACUCCUCUGCUGUGGCACCAAAGGCCAUGGCCAAUUUUCUGUCCUCAAGUAAGUCCAUUUCCUUUGCAGGUUGUGUGGCUCAGCUCUUUGUCUUCACCCUCUUCAUGGUAGCAGAGGGCUUUGUCCUGGCAGCUAUGGCCUAUGAUCGUUUCAUAGCCAUCUGCUCCCCACUCUUAUAUUCUAUUCAUAUGACAAGACGAUUUUGCACACAACUUGUAGCUGGUUCUUAUUUUUGUGGCUGGGUUACCUCUGUUCUCAUAGCUAGUAUGACUUUUACUAUGUCCUUCUGUGCCUCUCGGGUCAUUGACCACUUUUACUGUGAAUCCCAUUCAAUUGAAAAGAUAACAUGUUCCAAUAUCUUCAUCAAUAGAAUGAUGUCAUUAGUUUUGGCAGGAAUCAUUAUUUUGCCCACUAUCAUAAUCAUUAUGGUGUCCUAUGUAUAUAUUGUGUCCACUGUCUUGAAAAUCAACUCAGCUGAAGGUCGAAUGAAAGCCUUCUCUACAUGUGGGUCUCACCUUGGGGUGGUGAGUUUGCUCUAUGGAACAAUGUUCUUUGUGUAUCUCAUUCCUCCUAGUAACCCUGAGCUACGCAAAGUGGCUUCUGUUUGUUAUACCCUCAUCACUCCCAUGUUGAAUCCAAUCAUUUACUCUUUAAGAAACAAAGAUGUCAAAGAGUCUCUGAAAAGGAUUUUAGAAAAGAAAAAGAUUUUCCUCUGA